Molecule: messenger RNA, 1803 nt
Organism: Penicillium odoratum
Lineage: Eukaryota; Fungi; Ascomycota; Eurotiomycetes; Eurotiales; Aspergillaceae
Product: HET domain-containing protein
Exons: 1
Coding region: 1-1803 (600 amino acids)
Source: RefSeq, a predicted model, not a curated record
AUGGGUGUCACUUUUCGACCGCUGAAUGCCAAAGAGCAAGAGAUCCGCCUUCUCACUAUUCUUCCGGACAAGCGAUUUAGUAGUGAUUUACGAUGCUCUCUACACACCAUGUCCCUCAAGAAACCUGUGAGAUUCGAGGCGCUCUCCUACGUAUGGGGAGGUACUGAGGCAACAGAGAACGUGUUGCUCGAAGGGCGCCAUUUUCGAGUCACUCCUAGUCUCGCCAUUGCGCUCCGCUACCUUCGAAAACGAUGUCAUGAGCGAGUUGUCUGGGCUGAUUCCAUUUGCAUUGAUCAAAGAAAUGCAGAAGAACGAAACAGUCAAAUUCUUUUAAUGACACUCGUGUAUACAGCAAGUACUCGCGUUAUCUCUUUCCUCGGGGAAGCAACCCACGAGAUUGAGCGGAUGGUAUCUUGGACAGAGCGAUAUAUAUAUAAAAAAGUCAAUAAAAGAACGCUUUACUGGUGGAAACUUGACGGCAAAGCUAUACUCUCAGCAAAGGCCCGACAUGAAAAGAAGCUCAGCCUUAUCGAAGCUUACCAUGGGACAGUCGAAUUAUCAUCUCGUCCAUACUGGACUCGUCUUUGGACUUACCAGGAGUACAAUUUGCCUGAAAGCGAACCUAUUUGCCUCUGCGGUCAUGUUGAAUUCAAAGCCUGCACCAUCAGCGAGAAAGUACGAGAACAUUUAGCUACGAAAGCAAUUGCCGUCACUAAUCAGUUUUCGCAUUCCCAAAGAUGCGAUGACCAGACAAAGAAACACCUCAAGUCAAUGGCGACUCACUUAAUCCAUAGAGGCAACGUCUUCUGCUUCACAAUGCAUAUAGAUGGUCGGAAAGGCCACGACCAAAAGCAAGCCAGACAAUUAAGCCAGCUUCUCUGGAGGACACCCAGGCAUCAGUGCUCAGAUCCAAAGGAUAGGAUCUAUGCAUUAUACGGAAUGAGUCCAGCGGCGCGGGAUGUGUAUCCGCCUGACUAUAAUAAGCCCGUGGAGCAAGUGAUGAAAGAGGCCACAAAAUACAUUAUCGAACAUGAGAUUGGAUUAAUGGCCCUCCAUAUGUUCUUGGUUCGAGAUAACAACACUUCGACCGAUAUGCUCCCUACAUGGGUCCCAGACUUUACUAAAGACCCGGCAAAGAAGGGCAAAGACGGAUCACAGUACAUUUUUGUGGGAGAUGAGGCUAUAUUAAAAUCGGAGGUUGAAUAUCAACCUUAUGUCUCUCCAGACCUAUCUACCCUUCAUCUAUGGGCUCGUCAUGCAGGCAAUUGCAAAGUUCUUUUCCGUUUCCAUGCAACCGUGCCUGGAACCGCUUUGCAAAUUAUAAGAUUCCUUGACGAGGUGUCCAAGACGGUCAAUUCAACCGGUUAUCAGGAGAGAUUCCUUCAUGCAUUUCUACUCCAUGAUCCCGAAUGUUUGAAACUUGCCCAAGAAGAAGUUCUAACCGCAAUUCGCGAAAUAGCCGGUCAUUGGGAUCGUGUUCGGAGAGGCUGGCAAAUAGAGCUAGUUUCAUCGGUGAUUAAUGGAUUAGAAGGAACAUGCGGUAAAACAGUAUUUCUCGCUAUCAGUUCAUUCGGACGGUGCCUCGGAGUGAGUGGUUUAAGGGUGUAUGAUGGGGACCUAGUCGUUCUGGCCAAUACCGCAUCACAACCGAUGGUACUGCGUGAAAAGGCUGGAAGAUAUCAUGAUGGUGAGCAGGUCUAUCAUCAACUAGUUGGCCCGGCAUUUUUGGAUGGUGUUGCCGACACGCGGAUAUCAAAUCCGUUUUAUGACAAUCUCAAAUGCAGCCUUAUAAAGAAUUUCUAG